Molecule: messenger RNA, 4031 nt
Organism: Rhopilema esculentum
Lineage: Eukaryota; Metazoa; Cnidaria; Scyphozoa; Rhizostomeae; Rhizostomatidae
Product: IQ motif and ankyrin repeat domain-containing protein 1
Molecular function (GO): protein binding
Source: RefSeq, a predicted model, not a curated record
GAAAUGGAAAAUAUCAAUGUUUUAGUUUCAAUGGCGAAAACACAAAAACGACCAGAAAGAGAAUGAGAAGCAAUAAAAAAUUUGGGUCUAGCGUGUUAUUUGUUUGCUGAAACUGCAAGAGAGUUUGAUUGCAGCAAGUCUACAACGCAUGUUUUUUACAAGAACAGUAAGUUAACAAGGCCGACUAAAAUUCAAAGAAUAGUAGGCCAGGGCAGGCUGACAAUUGGUUGGGCCUAAUGGCAUCUGCAAGCUGGCGUUGUGUGCGAAGUCAAUCAAAGCUGAAUAUUUUGUCCAAUUAUUUGUGGAAAGCCCCCAAGCAAGUACAGAAACAGCUAAUGAUUCUUUGAAAAAACCAUUUAUUUUAAAGCAAGACAUUAAACCUACGUAUGUACAAUUGUGUAGUUAUGUUGCAAUUGUGACAUAAAUUUCCAAAAACAAUAACAUAAUGUCUUUCAAUAACCCCCUCAAAGUCAAAGCCUUGAUGUAACAGAAAACAACUGGUUUUCAUUAACAAAAUACAGAAAUGGAAUCUUUUAAGACCAAAAAUAAGCUCUUUUAAAAUUUUGUUGAGAUUUCCUCCUAUAUCCGAAGAUAUUUCGUUGGAAAAUUAUUUCAGUGAGUUUAAAUGCAAAUAACGGCUGCCUAGAUUCUUGGAGGUCUGACAAAAUAUAAAAAAGCAAUUGUUACUUGUUUAAAAAGUUUAGUUUUUUACAAUUUAUUAAAUUUAUGUUUAUUUUUACAAUUGGGUAAAAUUGCAAUGAAAAUUUCAACCAGCAAUCUCGUUAUGUUCCACCGAUUUUCUAUAUUAUCAUUUGAGCAAAGGAUUUAACCACAUUUUCUUCCAGGCCCUUCAGGUUUUAAAAAAAUAUGUGGUUGGUAGCCUAUACAAAUAAUCCUUUUCUAAAGCUCUUUCUAAAAUAAAUCUGUGGAGAACAAAACAUUAUCUAAAUUGAUUUAGAUAAAACACUAACAAUUCAGAAUUUUAGAAAGAUUUUGUUUGAACUUGGCAUUUGUCGUUUUACCAUUGGACUGUUACCACAGCAACGCGAAUUGCUGGGAAUCAGAUCCACCUUUAAGGUGGAUCGCUGGUUACUUCCAUGUGAUUAUAACAAAACACUCCCAGACCUGUGGUAAGGAUUUAUUCAACAAACAAGAUGCCCCCAAAGAAAGUAACGCCAAAAUCUGUUGCAAGCAAAUCACCAGGGACAGGUAAGGGAACAGCACCAUCGACAAAGUCAUCUGGCCCUUCUUCGUCCAAAGGGAAAGGCACAACAGCAAAGCAGAAAUCUUCACCAAAAAAGUCUCCAAGCAAAACUACCGUCAAGAAAACAAGCAACGACGUAGAAAAAAAAAAGCAGUCUAAAGUUUCUUGGACAAAGGAAGACAUAGCUGCAAUUAAACUGCAGAAGAAUUUCAGGAUUUUGCUUGCCAAGAAAAAAUUGGAUCAUCAAAGAGAAGCAAAAAAGCGUUAUGCAGAGGAAAUUGAACGACUAGAAAGGGAGGCAUGGCUAGAGAUUGUAAAGAGGGAAAGAGAAGAAGCAGAAAAGGAAAGAUUGAAGGAAGAAGAGCAAAGAAGACAAAUUAAAGAAGAAGCAAAGAGAAAGAAGAUAAUAUUGGAAGCAGCAUUUGACGGAGACAAAGAAAUGAUCAAUAAUGUUCUAGAAGAGGCAAAAAAGUCUGAUUUGGCCAGUCUCAAAGUAACUGGUCCUGUUUUGGAGUUGAAAAUUCUGAGGCACCAGAUGGCACUGAUAGAUUGUGAGGAUGCUAAUGGUAAUACCCCAUUGUCAGAGGCUGCUGCAGGGGGUGAUGAGGAAUCAAUUGAAUUUCUAAUAAACAAAGGAGCAGCUGUAAACACAAGGGGAGCCUUUAGAAGAACACCAUUGUACAGAGCUGCUUUUGGUGGACAUUUGGCAGCGGUGCAGAUUUUGCUUGAAAAUGGGGCUGAUGGUCGCUUGUGUGCUGAUGAUGGAAAUUCUCCUGAACAGAUUGCUGCAUCACCCCACGUGGCAGAGUUGAUUUCUAGUUGGGAUAUCAAAGAAACUGAAAGACUGAUGGCAAGAAAUGAGAAGAGGAAGCAAGAGAGGCUUAAGAUUGAGCAGGAGCAUCUGGAAAAGCAAACCAAAAUGCUUUCUCACGAGAUUGCAGAAGUAGAAAAGCUGUACAAAGUGAAGCAGAGGCAGUUGCAGAAGGCCUACGAAGAACUCAACAAAAGAAUUUUCGAGCACGAUAAAUGUGCUUUGCUCGAUGCGUCAAAGAAGGAAGUCACCCUCCAGGCAGUUCACGAUGGAGAGGAAGACCUAGAAAAGGCAAAGAGAGAAGAAAAAGAAGCACGCGAAAAACUAUCAAUUUUAAAACUACAAUUGAGAGAGGAAACAAGCCAUGCCAAAGACCAAACAGAUUUAUUUGCGAUCAAAGGCGUUAAAUGCAACUUGAAGGAACUGGACGAUGUUCUGAUGAGAGAUGUUGGCGAUAAAAUUAAAAAUGAUGCAAGAUGGCCACUUAUUGUUGAUCCAUCAAAUCAGACUUCAGUGUUUCUAAGAUACAGAGAUACCAACUACAUAAAUGCGCUGAACAUGAAAGAAAUGGAGCCUGAUUAUAUCAGGAAAGCGCUGCUUGGAGCUUUAAGGUAUGGCAAGUUUUUAGUCAUUGACAUGAUGCAAAUUGAUAUGCUAGAAGUCAUAGAAAGCCGCAUUGAAGAAAUCGAGAAAGGCUUGUAUAAAAUCUUGAUUGACAAACAACUUUUAAAGAACGACAGGUUUCUUUCACUGGUUCGUCCAAGCGAUGGUUCAGAUUACAAGAAGGAAAAAUUUGCCAUUAGCAGAAUAGACUGCUUCAAACUUGUUUUUGUAACCAGCAUGUGGCAACCACCAGAACAUUGGCUAGACAUAUUCUACUCCAUUAAAGUUGUUGUUUCUUCGUCAUAAUCAUGCCUUGAAUGUGAAUUUCAUCAUCAUCCUCAUAUUUUCUAUAGUUAAGCGAUUACUGGGGUAUUUUUUUCUUUUGACCAAAAGGAUAUUAUGAGUCAACAACGUAGCUGUAGAUGUCGGCUAUAGUGGGCAAACUCGAGCAAGAACCAUACCUGAGGGGGGCAAGCAAGAAAACAGAUAUAUAACAAACAGAUUUAUUUGGAUUAAAUUAAGGUCACGGAAUUAUAAUUAUGCCAAAUUUCAAAAUUAUCAUUCGGAAAAACUGUACCCAGAGGGGGCAAGUCAUUGUCAAAAUUUUCAUUUGGGGGGUCACAGCUCUCCCGUGCUCCCCCUGCUUCCUCUGCAGCUACGUGGCUGUUAUGAGUUCUUCUUCGUGGUACCAAACCAUAUUUUAGAAUUUUAGAGACGCUUGUUCGAUUUUUUGCCUUUAUGAUUUGUUUUAGAAAAACCUGUUGCGAAGUAGUUUUGAAAGGGGAAUGAUCGAGGGUUUAUUUUUUCAAAACGAAGUCCUUUUCAGUUACCUAAAAUGAUCAUUCUUACCCUUUCUGCUCUUUAAAAUUAGAGAUUGGAAUGUACUUCUGUUUUUAGAAGAAACAAUUAGAAUUAUGAAUCCAACGAGUAGUUUUAUUCUAGAAAGAGGAUUUUAAUAGCAGUCUUGGAUGCAGCCCUUGAUAGCUAGAAAUAUUGUUAAUAUGGAAGGAUAAUAUUCUCCCUUAUUAUAUAUUAUAUCCGCUACAAAUCAGAUUAGUGCAAGAUUCACUUAUUAAAUGUUCUUCUUAGGUACGAAUCAUAAUAAAACACGAAUUAUUAAUCAAUCAUUUUUUGUUAAACACAAAAUUAAAAUGAAUAGCGAAGAGGUACUGGAAUAGUUUUAAAUUUUGUGACAUGAGAAGUUGUCAGUAAACAAAAGGUAUGAAGUGCCACAAGAAAAUUGUGCUAUGUAGUUAGAUGGAAAAAGCUUCCAUGAUGGGAUCUCCUUCCCAUUGAUCUUUGCAAUAUUUUUUCUUUUUUAACGUGGAAAGACCCUACGUACUGUGUGAAGUAUUGCUUGUUUUCCAUCCAUUUGAAAUUAUAGACAGAUUAGAUGAAGAUGUGAAAGAUGAA